Molecule: messenger RNA, 9660 nt
Organism: Perognathus longimembris pacificus (Pacific pocket mouse)
Lineage: Eukaryota; Metazoa; Chordata; Mammalia; Rodentia; Heteromyidae
Gene: Hrnr
Product: hornerin
Molecular function (GO): transition metal ion binding
Source: RefSeq, a predicted model, not a curated record
AUGUCUAAACUCCUACAAGGCAUUGUCACUGUCAUCGACAUUUUCUACCAAUAUUCCAACCAGCAUGGAGAAUGUGACACGUUGAACAAAGCAGAGCUGAAAGAACUUUUGGAAAAUGAAUUUCGCCAAAUUCUGAAGAAUCCAGAUGAUCCAGACACUGUAGAUAUAAUCAUGCAAAGUCUGGAUCGAGAUCAUAACAAAAUGGAUUUUACUGAAUAUCUGCUGAUGAUAUUCAAGCUGGCUCAAGCUUGUAAUAAAAUUGUUGUCAAAGAUUACUGCCAAGCUUCAGGGUCAAAGAAGAGAGACCAUAGACACCAACACCAAGAGGAACAGUAUGAAACAGAAGAGGAAGACAAAGAUAAAGAAUCCUCUUCAAGUUAUUCAAGUUCUAGUGCAGGAGAGAAUGACUCUUACUCCAGGAGCUCCAGAGAAAGCAUUAAACAUAGGCCUAAAUCCACUUCCAGAAAAGUGAGGCAUGAAGGAUCAUCUGGUGCUGGUCAAUUUAGGUCAAGCACAAGUCAGUCAUCGAGCUACGGACAUGAACAGUCAGGGUCAAGUGAGUCCUCUUGCUGCGGCCAACACGGUUCUGAAUCAGGUCAGACUUCUGGCCACAGGAGACACACAUCUGGUUCAGGUCAGUCUUAUGGGUACAGUCAACAGGGUUCUGGUUCAGGACAGACUUCUCAUUUGGGGCAGCAUGAGUCUGGAUCGGGAGGAUCUUCUGGAUUGAGUCAGCAUGGGUCUGGACAAGAACAUACAUCCAGCUAUGGACAGCAUGGUUCAACAUCAGGACAGUCUGGUUCAGGUCAGUCUUCUGGGUACAGUCGGCAGGGAUCUACUUCAGGACAGUCUUCUCAUUUUGGCCAACAUGAGCAUGGAUCAGGAGGAUCCUCUGGUUUGGGUCAGCAAGGGUACGGACAAGGGCAAUCCACUAGCUAUGGACAACAUGGUUCAUCAUCAGGACAGUCAUCUGGUGCAGGUCAAUUUGGGUCCAGCACAAGUCAGUCAUCUAGCUAUGGACACCAUCAGUCGGGUUCAGGACAGACUUCCCAUUUUGGCCAGCAUGAGUCUGGAUCAGGAGGAUCUUCUGGCUUGAGUCAGUAUGGCUCUGGACAAGGGCAGUCCACUGGUUAUGGACAGCAUGGUUCAACAUCAGGACAGUCAUCGAGCUCUGGACAGUAUGGGACAAGCACAGGCCAGUCAUCCAGCUGUGGGCAGCAUGGAUCUAGUUCAAAUCAGUCCUCUAGCUGCGGCCAACACAGCUCUGGAUCAGGUCAGUCUUCUGGCCACAUGAGGCAUAGGUCCGGUUCAGGUCAGUCUUCCAGCUAUGGACAGCAUGGUUCAACAUCAGGACAGUCAUCUGGUUCUGGUUCUGGCCCGUUUGGGUCAGGCCCAGGUCACUCGUCCAGCUGUGGACAGCAUGGGUCUGGCUCCAGUGAAUCUACUGGAUGUGGCCAAUAUGGUUCUGCAUCAGGCCAAUCUACUAGCUAUGGACAACAUGGGACAUCAUCAGGACAGUCAUCUGGUACCAGUCAAUUUGGGUCAAGCACAGGUCCGUCUUCCAGCUAUGGACAGCAUGGGUCAGGGUCAAGCAGGUCCUCUACCCAUAGCCAGCACAGGUCUGGAUCAGGUCAGUCUUCUGGCCACAGGAGGCAUAGGUCUGGUUCAGGUCAGUCGUCCAGGUACAGUCAACAGGGUUCUGGUUCAGCACAGACUUCCCAUUUUGGCCAGCAUGAGUCUGGAUCAGAAGGAUCUUCUGGCUUGAGUCAGUAUGGCUCUGGACAAGGGCAGUCUAUGGGUUAUGGACAGCAUGGUUCAGCAUCAGGACAGUCAUCGAGCUCUGGACAGUAUGGGACAAGCACAGGCCAGUCAUCCAGCUGUGGGCAGCAUGGAUCUAGUUCAAAUCAGUCCUCUAGCUGUGGCCAACACAGCUCUGGAUCAGGUCAGUCUUCCAGGUAUGGACAAGGAUCAGUUUCAGGACAGACUUCUCACUUUGGGCAGCAUGAGUCUGGAUCAGGAGGAUCUUCUGGCGUGAGUCAGCAUGGUUCUGGACAAGAACAUACAUCCAGCUAUGGACAGCAUGGCUCAACAUCAGGACAGUCAUCUGGUUCUGGUUCUGGCCCGUUUGGGUCAGGCCCAGGUCACUCAUCCAGCUGUGGACAGCAUGGGUCUGGCUCCAGCCAAUCUACUAGCUAUGGACAACAUGGGUCAUCAUCAGGACAGUCAUCUGGUACCAGUCAAUUUGGGUCAAGCACAGGUCCGUCUUCCAGCUAUGGACAGCAUGGGUCCGGGUCAAGCAGGUCCUCUACCCAUAGCCAGCAAAGGUCUGGAUCAGGUCAGUCUUCUGGCCACAGGAGGCAUAGGUCUAGUUCAGGUCAGUCGUCCAGGUACAGUCAACAGGGUUCUGGUUCAGGACAGACUUCCCAUUUUGGCCAGCAUGAGUCUGGAUCAGGAGGAUCUUCUGGCUUGAGUCAGUAUGGCUCUGGACAAGGGCGGUCCACUGGGUAUGGACAGCAUGGUUCAGCAUCAGAACAGUCAUCGAGCUCUGGACAGUAUGGGACAAGCACAACCCAGUCUUCCAGCUGUGCACAGCAUGGAUCGAGUUCAAAUCAAUCCUCUAGCUGUGGCCAACACAGCUCUGGAUCAGGUCAGUCUUCUGGCCACAUGAGGCAUAGGUCUGGUUCAGGUCAGUCUUCCAUGUAUGGACAAGGAUCAUCUGGAUCAGGAGGAUCUUCUGGCGUGAGUCAGCAUGGUUCUGGACAAGAACAUACAUCCAGCUAUGGACAGCAUGGUUCAACAUCAGGACAGUCAUCCGGUUCUGGUUCUGGCCCGUUUGGGUCAGGCCCAGGUCACUCAUCCAGCUGUGGACAGCAUGGGUCUGGCUCCAGUGAAUCUACUGGAUGUGGCCAAUAUGGUUCUGCAUCAGGUCAGUCUCAGACUUCUAGCCACAGGAGACAUAGGUCUGGUUCAAGUCAGUCUUCUGGGUAUAGUCGGCAGGGAUCUACUUCAGGACAGUCUUCUCAUUCUGGCCAAUAUGGGCAUGGAUCAGGAGGAGCUUCUGGUUUGGGUCAGCAAUGGUACGGACAAGGCCAAUCUACUAGCUAUGGACAACAUGGGUCAUCAUCAGGACAGUCAUCUGGUACCAGUCAAUUUGGGUCAAGCACAGGUCCGUCUUCCAGCUAUGGACAGCAUGGGUCCGGGUCAAGCAGGUCCUCUACCCAUUGCCAGCACAGGUCUGGAUCAGGUCAGUCUUCUGGCCACAGGAGGCAUAGGUCUAGUUCAGGUCAGUCGUCCAGGUACAGUCAACAGGGUUCUGGUUCAGGACAGACUUCCCAUUUUGGCCAGCAUGAGUCUGGAUCAGAAGGAUCUUCUGGCUUGAGUCAGUAUGGCUCUGGACAAGGGCAGUCCAUGGGUUAUGGACAGCAUGGUUCAGCAUCAGGACAGUCAUCGAGCUCUGGACAGUAUGGGACAAGCACAGGCCAGUCAUCCAGCUGUGGGCAGCAUGGAUCUAGUUCAAAUCAGUCCUCUAGCUGUGGCCAACACAGCUCUGGAUCAGGUCAGUCUUCUGGCCACAUGAGGCAUAGGUCUGGUUCAGGUCAGUCUUCCAGGUAUGGACAAGGAUCAGUUUCAGGACAGACUUCUCACUUUGGGCAGCAUGAGUCUGGAUCAGGAGGAUCUUCUGGCAUGAGUCAGCAUGGUUCUGGACAAGAACAUACAUCCAGCUAUGGACAGCAUGGUUCAACAUCAGGACAGUCAUCCGGUUCUGGUUCUGGCCCGUUUGGGUCAGGCCCAGGUCACUCAUCCAGCUGUGGACAGCAUGGGUCUGGCUCCAGUGAAUCUACUGGAUGUGGCCAAUAUGGUUCUGUAUCAGGUCAGUCUCAGACUUCUAGCCACAGGAGACAUAGGUCUGGUUCAGGUCAGUCUUCUGGGUAUAGUCGGCAGGGAUCUACUUCAGGACAGUCUUCUCAUUCUGGCCAAUAUGAGCAUGGAUCAGGAGGAGCUUCUGGUUUGGGUCAGCAAGGGUAUGGACAAGGCCAAUCUACUAGCUAUGGACAACAUGGGUCAUCAUCAGGACAGUCAUCUGGUACCAGUCAAUUUGGGUCAAGCACAGGUCCGUCUUCCAGCUAUGGACAGCAUGGUUCGGGGUCAAGCAGGUCCUCUACCCAUAGCCAGCACAGGUCUGGAUCAGGUCAGUCUUCUGGCCACAGGAGGCAUAGGUCUAGUUCAGGUCAGUCGUCCAGGUACAGUCAACAGGGUUCUGGUUCAGGACAGACUUCCCAUUUUGGCCAUCAGUAUGGCUCUGGACAAGGGCAGUCUAUGGGUUAUGGACAGCAUGGUUCAGCAUCAGGACAGUCAUCGAGCUCUGGACAGUAUGGGACAAGCACAGGCCAGUCAUCCAGCUGUGGGCAGCAUGGAUCUAGUUCAAAUCAGUCCUCUAGCUGUGGCCAACACAGCUCUGGAUCAGGACAGACUUCUCACUUUGGGCAGCAUGAGUCUGGAUCAGGAGGAUCUUCUGGCGUGAGUCAGCAUGGUUCUGGACAAGAACAUACAUCCAGCUAUGGACAGCAUGGUUCAACAUCAGGACAGUCAUCCGGUUCUGGUUCUGGCCCGUUUGGGUCAGGCCCAGGUCACUCAUCCAGCUGUGGACAGCAUGGGUCUGGCUCCAGUGAAUCUACUGGAUGUGGCCAGUAUGGUUCUGCAUCAGGUCAGUCUCAGACUUCUAGCCACAGGAGACAUAGGUCUGGUUCAGGUCAGUCUUCUGGGUACAGUCAACAGGGUUCUGGUUCAGGACAGACUUCCCAUUUUGGCCAGCAUGAGUCUGGAUCAGAAGGAUCUUCUGGCUUGAGUCAGUAUGGCUCUGGACAAGGGCAGUCCAUGGGUUAUGGACAGCAUGGUUCAGCAUCAGGACAGUCAUCGAGCUCUGGACAGUAUGGGACAAGCACAGGCCAGUCAUCCAGCUGUGGGCAGCAUGGAUCUAGUUCAAAUCAGUCCUCUAGCUGUGGCCAACACAGCUCUGGAUCAGGUCAGUCUUCUGGCCACAUGAGGCAUAGGUCUGGUUCAGGUCAGUCUUCCAGGUAUGGACAAGGAUCAGUUUCAGGACAGACUUCUCACUUUGGGCAGCAUGAGUCUGGAUCAGGAGGAUCUUCUGGCGUGAGUCAGCAUGGUUCUGGACAAGAACAUACAUCCAGCUAUGGACAGCAUGGUUCAACAUCAGGACAGUCAUCCAAUUCUGGUUCUGGCCCGUUUGGGUCAGGCCCAGGUCACUCAUCCAGCUGUGGACAGCAUGGGUCUGGUUCAGGUCAGUCUUCUGGGUAUAGUCGGCAGGGAUCUACUUCAGGACAGUCUUCUCAUUUUGGCCAAUAUGAGCAUGGAUCAGGAGGAGCUUCUGGUUUGGGUCAGCAAGGGUACGGACAAGGCCAAUCUACUAGCUAUGGACAACAUGGGUCAUCAUCAGGACACACAGGUCCGUCUUCCAGCUAUGGACAGCAUGGGUCCGGGUCAAGCAGGUCCUCUACCCAUAGCCAGCACAGGUCUGGAUCAGGACAGACUUCCCAUUUUGGCCAGCAUGAGUCUGGAUCAGAAGGAUCUUCUGGCUUGAGUCAGUAUGGCUCUGGACAAGGGCAGUCCAUGGGUUAUGGACAGCAUGGUUCAGCAUCAGGACAGUCAUCGAGCUCUGGACAGUAUGGGACAAGCACAGGCCAGUCAUCCAGCUGUGGGCAGCAUGGAUCUAGUUCAAAUCAGUCCUCUAGCUGUGGCCAACACAGCUCUGGAUCAGGUCAGUCUUCUGGUCACAUGAGGCAUAGGUCUGGUUCAGGUCAGUCUUCCAGGUAUGGACAAGGAUCAGUUUCAGGACAGACUUCUCACUUUGGGCAGCAUGAGUCUGGAUCAGGAGGAUCUUCUGGCGUGAGUCAGCAUGGUUCUGGACAAGAACAUACAUCCAGCUAUGGACAGCAUGGUUCAACAUCAGGACAGUCAUCUGGUUCUGGUUCUGGCCCGUUUGGGUCAGGCCCAGGUCACUCAUCCAGCUGUGGACAGCAUGGGUCUGGCUCCAGUGAAUCUACUGGAUGUGGCCAAUAUGGUUCUGCAUCAGGACAGUCUUCUCAUUUUGGCCAACAUGAGCAUGGAUCAGGAGGAACCUCUGGUUUGGGUCAGCAAGGGUAUGGACAAGGCCAAUCUACUAGCUAUGGACAACAUGGGUCAUCAUCAGGACAGUCAUCUGGUACCAGUCAAUUUGGGUCAAGCACAGGUCCGUCUUCCAGCUAUGGACAGCAUGGGUCCGGGUCAAGCAGGUCCUCUACCCAUAGCCAGCACAGGUCUGGAUCAGGUCAGUCUUCUGGCCACAGGAGGCAUAGGUCUGGUUCAGGUCAGUCGUCCAGGUACAGUCUACAGGGUUCUGGUUCAGGACAGACUUCCCAUUUUGGCCAGCAUGAGUCUGGAUCAGGAGGAUCUUCUGGCUUGAGUCAGUAUGGCUCUGGACAAGGGCAGUCCACUGGUUAUGGACAGCAUGGUUCAACAUCAGGACAGUCAUCUAGCUCUGGACAUUAUGGGACAGGCACAAGCCAGUCUUCCAGCUGUGGGCAGCAUGGAUCUAGUUCAAAUCAGUCCUCUAGCUGUGGCCAACACAGCUCUGGAUCAGGUCAGUCUUCUGGCCACAUGAGGCAUAGGUCUGGUUCAGGUCAGUCUUCCAGGUAUGGACAAGGAUCAGUUUCAGGACAGACUUCUCACUUUGGGCAGCAUGAGUCUGGAUCAGGAGGAUCUUCUGGCGUGAGUCAGCAUGGUUCUGGACAAGAACAUACAUCCAGCUAUGGACAGCAUGGUUCAACAUCAGGACAGUCAUCUGGUUCUGGUUCUGGCCCGUUUGGGUCAGGCCCAGGUCACUCAUCCAGCUGUGGACAGCAUGGGUCUGGCUCCAGUGAAUCCACUGGUUGUGGCCAACAUGGUUCUGCAUCAGGUCAGUCUUCUGGGUAUAGUCGGCAGGGAUCGACUUCAGGACAGUCUUCUCAUUUUGGCCAACAUGAGCAUGGAUCAGGAGGAUCCUCUGGUUUGGGUCAGCAAGGGUACGGACAAGGGCAAUCCACUAGCUAUGGACAACAUGGUUCAUCAUCAGGACAUCAGUCAUCUAGCUAUGGACACCAUCAGUCGGGGUCUAGUGAGUCUGCUUGCUGUGGGCCACACAGCUCUGGAUCAGGUCACACUUCUGGCCACAGAAGACACACAUCUGGUUCAGGUCAGUCUUCUGGUUACACUCAACAGGGUUCUGGUUCAGGACAGACUUCCCAUUUUGGCCAGCAUGAGUCUGGCUCAGGAGGAUCUUCUGGCUUGAGUCAAUAUGGCUCUGGACAAGGGCAGUCCACGGGUUAUGGACAGCAUGGUUCAACAUCAGGACAGUCAUCGAGCUCUGGACAGUAUGGGACAAGCACAGGCCAGUCAUCCAGCUGUGGGCAGCAUGGAUCUAAUUCUAAUCAGUCCUCUAGCUGUGGCCAACACAGCUCUGGAUCAGGUCAGUCGUCUGGCCACAUGAGUCAUAAGUCUGGUUCAGGACAGACUUCUCAUUUUGGGCAGCAUGAGUCUGGAUCAGGAGGAUCUUCUGGCGUGAGUCAGCAUGGUUCUGGACAAGAACAUACAUCCAGCUAUGGACAGCAUGGUUCAACAUCAGGACAGUCAUCCGGUUCUGGUUCUGGCCCGUUUGGGUCAGGCCCAGGUCACUCAUCCAGCUGUGGACAGCAUGGGUCUGGCUCCAGUGAAUCUACUGGAUGUGGCCAAUAUGGUUCUGCAUCAGGUCAGUCUCAGACUUCUAGCCACAGGAGACAUAGGUCUGGUUCAGGUCAGUCUUCUGGGUAUAGUCGGCAGGGAUCUACUUCAGGACAGUCUUCUCAUUCUGGCCAAUAUGAGCAUGGAUCAGGAGGAGCUUCUGGUUUGGGUCAGCAAGGGUACGGACAAGGCCAAUCUACUAGCUAUGGACAACAUGGGUCAUCAUCAGGACAGUCAUCUGGUACCAGUCAAUUUGGGUCAAGCACAGGUCCGUCUUCCAGCUAUGGACAGCAUGGGUCCGGGUCAAGCAGGUCCUCUACCCAUAGCCAGCACAGGUCUGGAUCAGGUCAGUCUUCUGGCCACAGGAGGCAUAGGUCUGGUUCAGGUCAGUCGUCCAGGUACAGUCAACAGAGUUCUGGUUCAGGACAGACUUCCCAUUUUGGCCAACAUGAGCAAGGAACAGGAGAAUAUUCUGGUUUGGGUCAACAACGGUACGGACAAGGGCAAUCCACUAACUACAGACAUCAUGGUUCAUCAUCAGUACAAUCAUCUGGUACCGGCCAAUCUGGCUCUGGAUCAGGUCAUACUUCUAACCACAGGAGACACACAUCUGGUUCAGGUCAGUCUUCUGGUUACACUCAACAGGGUUCUGGUUCAGGACAGACUUCCCAUUUUGGCCAACAUGAGUGUGGAUCAGGUGGAAAUCCUGGCUUGAAUCAGUAUGGGUCUGGACCAGGGCAAUCCACUAGCUGUGGACAACAUGGUUCAUCAGCAGGACAGUCAUCUGCUUGUGGACAAUAUGGGUCAGGUGCAGGUCAGUCUUCCUGUUGUGGACAACAUGGGUCUGGUUCAAAUCAUUCCUCUAGCUGUGGCCAGCACAGUCCUGAAUCAGUUCAGUCUUCUAGCCAUAGGGCACAUCCAUGUCAUUCUGGUCAGUCUUCCUCCUGUUGUCCAAGUUCUGGGUCACAACAGUCUUCUCAUUUUAGCAAACAUGAGUAUGGAUCAGAGGGAUCUUCUGGCUUUGGUCCAUGUGUGUCUAGACAGAGCUCAUCAUCUAGCUAUGGACAGCAUGGUUCUUCAUUAGGACAGUCAUGUGUUUCUGGCCAACAUGGUUCUAGCUCUGGUCAAUAUUCUAACUGUGGUCAACAUGAGUCUGGGUCCUGUCAGUCUUCUUGCUAUGGUUCUCGAUCAGGUAAUUCUUUCCGUGACAAUCAGUCUUCAAAUUGUUGUCAACAAGGAUCUUGGUCAGGAGUUUCUCAUGGCAAUGACCAAUAUGGAUCUUGUUCACAUGAGUCAUCUAGUUUUGGCCAACCCGUGUAUGGUUCUGCAGGAUCAUCUGACACUAGUCAACAAGGACAUGGCUUUUGUCCAUCAUCUGGUUAUGGACAACAUUGUUCUACCUCAAGACAGUCAUCAUGCUUUGGUCAAUAUGGAUCCAGCUCAGAAGAAUCUUCUAAACCUCGUCAGUAUGGGUCUUGUUUAAAUCCAUCCUCUAGCUAUGACCAACCUGGAAGUUCUCCAGGUUACUACUCUUCCAGUGGACAACUUGGUUCUGGGUCAGCUCUAGAUCAUGUGGCUCGGGACUUGUUCAGUGUGCUAGUUAUGAGCAGCCUGAAUUAUCUAGGUAUGGAAGCCAGUGGGGAUAUACCUCUGGCCAUUCAAACCAUAAUGAAGGGCAAUCAAGAAGCCACAGAGGUUCUAGUGAAUAAGAAAAAGAAGAAAAAUUACCUCAACUAUCAAGACAAUAAACGGGAGUCCAUCAGAGGGCUCCCCGAAACCUCCGUGUCCAGAGUCUGCUUUGACGUAAGGGGGACUUUGGGUCGGGUGGUUUUGCCAGCUCCAUCCCCAUCUCGGCUUAGCCCCAAUCGGGACACGCUCUGGCCUCCUGCCAGCGGGAGAAGUGUGUAG